GGUACUUUUUGUGAUUGUCUAUCGUUCACAAAAAAAAAUGUCAUUUGGUCGACGUGGUGGUCGAUGGGGUAUGAAUUUCAUCUCUGGUUCUGGUCCACAGCACAGUUUAUCAACUCAUUCGCUAUUCAACGAAGAUGCAUCAGAUGAACAGCAUAGAAAAUCUGGAAAUAAAUCAUCAUCAUCAAAUCACUCCAGAAUUGGAGGCGCCUCAGUUCCACCACCGCCAUCUCUUGGUUAUCGUAAUAGUAAAGGCUAUACGGAUCCGAAUGAAGUACUUAUGCAACAUAGUGCUUUUGCUGGAACACAAGGCGGCAGUAGUAGUAUGCCAAGAGCUUUUGCUAAUUUAGGUCGUAAAAGAGUAGCAGAUGAGGAUGAUUACUUCUUAGAAGAUGAUGAUCCAGGCCAACUGGAAUAUCAACCAGCUCCAGGUAGUCCAGCAGCUAAUAAAGUCAACUCAAAUGAAGCUGAUGUUCAAUCGGAUGAUUCCGAUGAUCCUUUAGAUCAGUUUAUGGCUAAUAUUAAUGAGGAGGUUAAAUCGCUUCAAUCUGGUGACAAUAAAGAAUCAAACAAGCCAAAGAAGAAUAUCAAAGGAAACACUAAAGGUGUACGUGAUGAUAUUGAACAAGAGGAUGAAAUAGAAUCGUAUAUGCGAUUUAUGGAAGAAAAUCCUCAUCUUGGAUUAGCUGCAGAUGAAGAUGAAGAAGUCUAUGAAUACGAUGCUGAUGGCAAUAUUAUUGGUACUGAGAAAAAGAUGAUUGAUCCUUUACCUGCCAUCGAUCAUUCAAUAAUAAAUUAUGCACCAUUUGCAAAAAAUUUCUAUAUUGAACAUGAAGAAAUUAGUCGAUUGGAUCAAGCCGGUGUCGAUGCAUUACGCGAGAAGCUUGGUUUACGUGUCAGUGGACCAAGUCCACUUCGACCGGUUUGUUCAUUUGCUCAUUUAGGUCUUGAUGAACCAUUGAUGGAGGCUAUCCGUAAAGCUGGUUACACUCAACCGACACCAAUUCAAGCACAAGCUGUCCCUAUAGCUAUGUCUGGACGUGAUGUUAUCGGGAUUGGAAAGACAGGCAGCGGGAAAACUGCUGCAUUCCUUUGGCCACUUAUUAUACAUGUUAUGGAUCAGCCACCAUUGAAACUUGGUGAUGGUCCAAUCGGUGUAAUCUGUGCACCGACAAGAGAAUUAGCUUUACAAAUAUAUAGUGAAGCAAAAAAAUUAGCUAAAGUGUAUAAUUUAACAGUUGUCUGUGCCUAUGGUGGUGGUAGUUUAUGGGAACAACAAAAAGCCUGUGAAGCUGGUUGUGAAAUUCUCGUUUGUACACCUGGUCGAUUAAUUGAUAUAGUGAAAAAGAAGUCGACUAAUUUACGCAGAGUGACAUAUCUAGUUUUUGAUGAAGCGGAUAAAAUGUUCAAUCUUGGUUUUGAACCUCAGGUUCGUUCAAUUGCUAAUCAUGUGAGACCUGAUCGACAAACACUUCUCUUCAGUGCAACAUUUAAACGACGAUUGGAACGAUUGGCUAGAGAUAUACUGACUGACCCUAUACGCAUUAUACAAGGGGAAUUGGGUGAGGCUAAUGAAGAUAUUACGCAACAUGUGGAAAUUUUCAAUAAAAUCGAUGAGAAAUGGGAUUGGUUAACACGAAAUUUAGUCAGAUUUACUACUGAGGGCAGUGUGCUUAUAUUUGUAACAAGAAAAGUGCAUAGUGAAGAAGUUGCACAAAAAUUGAAAUCACGUGAUCUUAAAGUUCUUCUUAUUCAUGGGGAUAUGCAUCAAUCAGAUCGUAAUUCAGUCAUUCAAGCAUUUAAACGUCAAGAAGCGCCAAUAUUAGUCGCUACAGAUGUUGCAUCACGUGGUUUGGAUAUUCCAAGUAUACACAAUGUGAUAAACUAUGAAGUGGCCCGGGAUAUUGAUACGCAUAUUCAUCGAGUCGGUAGAACUGGACGUGCAGGUGCUAAAGGCACCGCUUAUACAUUAUUUGUUGCUGGAAAAGAUCCCGUUGACUUUGCAGCUUGUCUAGUGCAACAUUUGGAGUCCGCGUCACAGACUGUGCCACAAAGACUUUUAGAUAUAGCGUUAAAGUGUACUUGGUUCUCAAAUAAUCGAUCAUCGCUGGACUAUAAAAAUGGAGCAGGUGGUGGUGGUGGUGCGAAACCAGCUGUUGGCUUUGAACCGAGACCUGCACGAGCAAGACCUGGAUUAGGCUUAUCAUCGUCGGACAGCAGUAGUGAGCCAUAUAAUCCACGUAAUAGUGGUAGUAGUGGUCCAGCCUCAGCAGCUGCAGCCGGAGAAGGCGAUGAACUAAUUCGACCAGGUGGUUUACAAGCGGAUCGUUUCUCUGCAAUGAAAGCUGCAUUUACAGCUCAAUACAGUCGAAGAUUUGUUUCUGCUGGUGUUGAAGCCAGUCGAUAUACACAUCCAGAAAUGUUAAAAUCAUGUGUCUAUGAUAAACUACAAACGGUUGGUGGUAAUUUCAUUAAUUCGUCUAGUCAACAACAAUACCAGGAGCAGCAGCAGCAGCAGUCAGAAAUGAAUCCCGUUACGAAGCAGAAACGUUCACGAUGGGAUUAAUCAAUUGGGAAAAACCUUUAGCCAAUGAAAAACAAAACAACAUCUCUCUGUAUUUAUAUUGUGUUUAUGU
Messenger RNA from Trichobilharzia szidati, 2633 nucleotides. Lineage: Eukaryota; Metazoa; Platyhelminthes; Trematoda; Strigeidida; Schistosomatidae. The record is from the annotation of a GenBank genome assembly.